AUGAAAGUGUUAUUCGCUUUAUUGUUUUGUGUGUUUAGUGUUUAUGGCAAAAUAUUACCCGAUUACUUCCCUCAAUGUAAGAAAAGCGAUCCGCAAAUCGAAAAAUGCAUUCUAGAGGCAAUAGAAGUUUUAAGGCCGAAGUUACUAAAUGGGAUACCGGAAGUGAAUGCACCAGCGCUCGAACCUUUCAAUGUACCAACGUUGAAACUUGACAGAACAGCUACCAACCUUCGUUUAAAGGCAACUAUAAAGAAUAUGAAAGCUUACGGCGGAAGCAACUUUAAGAUAGAAAAGUUAAAAUUAAACCUAAAUGGAAAGUAUGAAGGGCAGAUGAAGCUGACAUUGCCGAAGCUAUCUGUGACAGCUGAUUAUGACGUGCGUGGCUCCAAGAUUCUCACUUUGGACAUUAGUGGAAAGGGGCGGUUGAGGAGUAAUUUCACUGGAAUAACAGUAGUAGCAAAAGGUGCAGCAAAGGUAGUAGAGCGUGAUGGCGUGGAGUACUUGCAGGCUGAGAAAAUGAUCACUAAACUGAAGAUUGGCCAUGGCCAGCUCUCUAUUGAUGAUACCGAAAGACCCGUUGCUGCUACAUCAGCUGCUGCCUUCUUCAAUGCAAGUCCAGGCGUGGUGUUGGAUAUUCUGAACCCACUUAUAGAAGAGAGUAGCGCUGCGAUCUUCAAGGCAUUCUUCAACAAGGUUCUCUCUGCCAUACCCCUAAAGGAGAUAUUAGUUGAGGAUUCUUAA
This is a messenger RNA of Pieris macdunnoughi, 741 nucleotides long. The record is from the annotation of a GenBank genome assembly. NCBI's taxonomy places the organism in Eukaryota, Metazoa, Arthropoda, Insecta, Lepidoptera, Pieridae.